CCAGCCGGAAGUGUCCUGCAGCGCCUCUAAUGGCCGGAGAGUUGUAUUACAUGUACACACCGAGGGGCGCAAAAACUGCGGCAUGGAGGGUCGUGACAGUAAGGAGCCGGAGCAGCUCAGGAAGCUGUUUAUUGGUGGACUCAGUUUUGAGACCACGGAGGACAGUUUGCGAGCUCACUUUGAGCAAUGGGGCAAGCUCACUGACUGUGUGGUCAUGAGAGAUCCAGUUAACAAGCGCUCACGAGGUUUUGGCUUCGUGACGUAUUCCUGCGUAGCGGAGGUUGAUGCUGCCAUGGCGGCGCGGCCACACAAAGUGGACGGUCGGGUCGUUGAGCCCAAACGGGCCGUUUCCAGAGAGGACUCUAAUAAACCUGGAGCCCACCUGACAGUGAAGAAGAUCUUUGUGGGUGGAAUAAAGGAGGACACAGAGGAGUAUCAUAUCAGGGAGUACUUCGAGCCCUAUGGGAAGAUCGAGACUAUCGAUAUAAUGGAGGAGCGUUCAACUGGGAAAAAGAGAGGGUUCUGCUUCGUCACCUUUGAUGAUCAUGAUACUGUGGAUAAAAUUGUUGCGCAAAAAUAUCACACAAUCAACUCGCAUAACUGUGAAGUAAGAAAAGCCCUACCAAAGCAGGAGAUGCAAGCGGUUUCUAAUCAAAGAUAUCGCGGCGGAGGAGGAAGUGGAGGUAAUUUCAUGGGCAGAGGAGGAGGAGGAGGAGGAGGAAACUUUGGAGGUGGCGACUUCGGCCGAGGAGGGUAUGGAGGAGGCCGGGGUGGCUAUGGAGGAGAUGGAUACAACGGAUUUGGUGGUAACUACGGCGGGGGUCCCGGCUACGGAGGGGGUCGUGAGGGGUACGGUGGAGGACCUGGAUACGGUAACCAAGGCGGAGGAGGCUUUGGUGGAUAUGAUAACUACAGCGACGGAGGAAAUUUUGGAGGUAACCUCGGUGGUGGUUGUGGUGGAGGUGGUGGCGGAGGAGGAGGAAAUUACAACGAUUUCGGGAAUUACGCAGGACAGCAGUCUAACUACGGCCCCAUGAAGGGAAACAACUUUGGAGGAAGAAACUCAGGACCUUACGGAGGUGGAUACGGCUCUGGCGGCGGCGGCGGGGGCUAUGGGUCCAGGAGAUAUUAACAGAUGGGUUUGUCUGUGAUGGGAAAAGCAGCGGCUGAUCUACAGGCAGAGAUCCGAAAGGGAAGCGAUAGCACGGUGUGCUAGUUACAGAUAAAUGUCUCUGAUGCACGAAAUAGAGGAGGUCCAAACUGAUCACAGUGAUAACAGCAGCAGGGUGUGAAAUGAAAAAAAAUUACAAAAUACAAAAAUACUUCAAUAUCAGGGUGAUCAUAUUUAAAUCAAUCGAUUUGAGAGUUACAGAGGUGUAUCACUUUCCUAAGCAAUCUAACACAGGCUUCCAUAUUUUCCAAAAAAUAAUUCUGCGAAAAUGUGAAAAGAUCGCCUGGCAGCACACGUUAGAAUUUGUUGUCUGUGCACAUUCUUGCUGAAUCUUCACAUCUCUGAUACUAUUUUUGUGAUAUCAGAUACUUGACGGCAACAACCGUGAAGGUUACAUUUUGUCAUCAUUAAACGCAUUAAUUCUGGAUGUUCAUAACAUGACCGGUUCUAACUAGAUAUACUCUUUAGCAGCUUUUUUUUUUUUUUUUUUUGUGGAGGAUGUUCAUUCAGGGGUAAAUCCAUGUAUAUUUACACAUUUUAGUCACUAAACAUCACUCUUGAUGUCAGAAUGAAUAAGUGAUAGCACUGCCAAAAUGUUGAUUUUGUUAAUAAAAACAUUUAAACCCCC
Puntigrus tetrazona (Sumatra barb) is the source of this 1799-nucleotide messenger RNA. RefSeq names its product heterogeneous nuclear ribonucleoprotein A3 (gene hnrnpa3). The record is from RefSeq and is a predicted model, not a curated record. The transcript has 12 exons. Gene Ontology annotation, molecular function: RNA binding. The coding region runs from base 83 to 1132 and encodes 349 amino acids. Lineage: Eukaryota; Metazoa; Chordata; Actinopteri; Cypriniformes; Cyprinidae.